AUGAGAUCCACCAAGUCUGCAAUACUUCCAAGUUAUGUUAGACGAGCCAACUCUGAUCUCAUGAAGUUGUUGAGCAAGGUGAAAGUCGACCCAAUACCUCAUUUUCGACAUCGAAGCUCGGAGAAACCAACGUUUGACUUUCUUUCUCGUAUGAACGGCCUGGACCCUCUCGAGGACCCGGACCCUUUGUCCACCGACGGAAUUGCUGAUAACCUAGACUACGACAUUUUAAUGGCCGCCGGUUGUUUCACUCUGCCACCAGAAGGUCUCUGCUGGGAGCUAAUCAAAAUGUUUUUCCAAGAGGUGUAUCCUUUGGCUCCCAUAGUGGUAAAGGAGAAGUUCAUGUUUGAGUACAAGAACCUGGCCAAAGGUCCCAGUAUAAUGCUUGUGCACGCUAUUUUGUACGCUGGGGCAUUUUCGGCCUCAGGAACCCAGGCUACCACGUCGUUGACGCACGACGAGGCGUUCGAGGCUUCGAACGUGUUCUACAAAAGAGCACACCUGCUGCUGGACAUGGGAUUCGACGCGUACAACGUGAUUCCACUAAUGCAGACGCUUUUGGUGUUCUGUGCCAUCCCGAACGGACAUGUGGGAAGAGAAUCAACCAGUCACUUGAAACAAGCCAUCAUUACCUGCUGCUCUCUAGGUCUGCAUCUAGACCAAUCUGCCAAUAAAUUUCUGACAGACUAUGAAAAAUACAUGUACCGAUUAAUUUGGUUGCAGCUAUUUAUAGGAGAACAUGCACGUGGAAUGGUGGCCUCCUAUGACAUCAUGCUUCUUCGUUCUGGCUGUACAGUCAAGAUGUUCACCAGAGAAGAAAUGUAUUCGCUCAGCCCGCUUCAAAGGGAGUAUUUCCUCUACAUCUACAAUCUGUCCCUGGUUAUUGAGAAAAUCAUCGGUUAUACAGAGAUUGGUACCUAUAACCUGCGCACGGGUCGGCCAGUGAUCCCCGUUUCAGAGGAAGGGAACAGGCUGCUGAACGAGUUCUAUGCCACGCUGCCAUCGGAGCUCAAAUACACUUUGGACAAUCCCGCAAGUCACAGUGGCUGGUCUGCUGUGAUUGGUAUUACUUACUACAUGUCGAUUUUGUCCGUCAACAGAUACACUAGUGUAUGCUCCAUCAGGGCAUCACCAUUCCAGGUGAUGCCUCCCGACUUUCUCACAUCCUGGGAGAUCACCCAUACCGCUUCAUGGUCGGCCUUCCAGAUCUACCAGAACGAGCGCAACCGGAUCGGGAUCAGAUGCUCCUUGCUACCAUUGGCCUUACUGGCCUACCAAGCAGCCAUCACUAUGACCUACCAUUUUAGAAACACAGACCCUGGCGUGGUGAGCAAAGCGCACGAGGUUGUCAACGGCGUCAGAGACGUGUUGUACGAGUUCAGCAGCCGGUGUCUGAUGGCCAAGGUGAUGUACCAUCUGCUGACGCGAAUCCAGGAAAACGAGUCAAACCAGCUCAUUAUGCUGUACAAGGCGUUGGAGUUGGAUUUCGAGGAAGUUUCCGGGGUCAUGGAGAGACUUAACACUUUUACCUGA
This is a messenger RNA of Ogataea philodendri, 1533 nucleotides long. RefSeq lists its product as uncharacterized. The record is from RefSeq and is a predicted model, not a curated record. Lineage: Eukaryota; Fungi; Ascomycota; Pichiomycetes; Pichiales; Pichiaceae. Gene Ontology annotation, biological process: DNA-templated transcription. Gene Ontology annotation, molecular function: DNA binding; zinc ion binding. The coding region runs from base 1 to 1533 and encodes 510 amino acids. The transcript has a single exon.